Scomber japonicus (chub mackerel) is the source of this 3625-nucleotide messenger RNA. RefSeq names its product protein SSUH2 homolog. The coding region runs from base 94 to 1161 and encodes 355 amino acids. The record is from RefSeq and is a predicted model, not a curated record. The transcript is spliced from 12 exons. Gene Ontology annotation, molecular function: heat shock protein binding. Lineage: Eukaryota; Metazoa; Chordata; Actinopteri; Scombriformes; Scombridae.
UGCACACUGGCAGAAGCUUGUGUUUUCGGGCACAGAGAGAUCGUCUGGAUUUAGUGAAAAACGAGUUGAUCAAACGGAUCAAACAGCUGCAGGAUGAACAGCGCAGCGGCGUACCCCCCUCCCUCUGCCCCCCCGGCCAACAUGUUUGGCAACGUGCCCGGCUAUGAAGGCAUCAUGUCAGGAGGAGGUUACCUGCCACCUCCCAUGCCCCUCGAGCCUAUAGCCCCGCCCCAACCAGGCCCCACACCUGACAACUGGAACAUCCCGUCUCUGUCUGAGGACGAGGCCCGUGAGGCAUUCAAGAGCUAUGUGUCAGCUCAAUGCUGCUACCGUAGCGGUCCUGCUGAAGAUGGAGUCAUCACCAACACGGAGCCAUCCAACACAUACAGGUACCGGCUGGAGACGUUCACCGAGUCUAGGUUGACUGAGUGGGCCACCAAACCUCAUGAAGGUGAGCCGGCUGACUUCUACACUGAGACUGCCCCCCGGCCCUGGGAGGUUCAGGCCACGCCUCCCGACCUCUUCAAAAAUCACACACAGGAGAUCCGUGUGCCCUACACCGCCUCCAUCAAGGACUGCCACAGCUGCCAUGCCACAGGGACGAUGCCGUGUAAAGAGUGCGAUGGACAUGGAUAUAAACCAUGCUGGGUGUGUAACGGCAGUGGGACGAAGUCUGACGAGAACUGCAGCCACUGUAAUGGUACAGGCAAAGACAGAUGUAGAGAGUGCGAUUCCCAUGGAACGAGGGAUUGUGAAACCUGUAAAGGAAAACGACAACUGCUGACCUACAUCAAGCUCAAAGUGGAGUGGACUAACAAUAUUGAGGACCAUGUGGUGGAGCAGAACUCUGGUCUGACGGCUGAUCUUAAAUCAGUGACUGGAAAGGAGCUGUUCAAGAACAGCCAGUACCUGCUCUACCCACUAAUCGGGUUCCCAAACCCGGUUAUCGCUGAAGCUUCUCAGCGUCUGGUCACAGAGCACCAAAGCAAGUAUGCCCAGAAUUCCAGGAUCCUGCAGCAGAGGCAGACCGUCGAGUUGAUCCCCAUCACUAAGGUGAACUACAAGUGGAAAGGUGACUCCUACACCUACUUCGUCUACGGCAACGAGCGCCAAGUCAGUGCUGAUGAUUACCCUGCGACUUGCUGCUGUGUCAUCAUGUAAACACGCAGCUCAACUCAGCUGUUACUCUCAUUAUUGUUUCUCUUUUGAAUAAUCAACCCUCCCACCAGGGCAAAUUUUAACCAAUCCCUGCAUCAAUCUUCAAGAUAUUUCCACAAAAAUGGUUCAAUCAAGAGAAUGAUUGCAACCAGUCAACAUAUAUAUCAUUAUAUGUAUAUAAAUAUAUCAAUCUUAUCUGCUUUCAGGAGCUCAGCUAUAACUAGUUAAUCCAUUGGUUCCCAAAUGUUGGAGUCCUACCUGUGUUGUAAAAUAUCCUUUCCACAGCAUAAAUAUAUACUGUAUAUACAUAGACAUUAAUAUCUCCACAGCUCACUUUGGUGAUCAUUUGACUUUUAAGAUGGGGCCAUCAUCAUUUCAAAAUUAUAAUUUGGCCAAUACUUUGGUUUAUACCUUGGCAAAUACCUGCAAAAACACAGACAUUCCUCACAGUCUCAGCUGCAACUUGUGUUUAAUGCUAAUUAGCAAAUGUUAGCGUGUUAAUAUGCAAAAUUACAGACAGUGAACAUGGUCAACAUUAUACCUGGUAAACCUCAACAUGGUAUCAUUGUCAUUGUGAGAAUAUUAGCAUGCUGACUUUAGCAUUUAGCUCAAACCACGACUGUGCCUCAGAACAGCCUCACAGAGCAGUGGGGCCCUACUGUAACUCCACCCAUUUGGGAAUCAGUGCCUCAAACAAGUGCUGUGUGGGUUGCUUUCACCUGAACUCAUCGUUUCAGGCAGAGACCAACACCUAAACCAACCCUCACACUGAAGCAGUCACCUCCUGCUGCGCACUAAGAAAAAGACACCCUGGAGGGACUGGAUGUAUGCGUUUGUCUUUGUGUUCCUAGAAACUACUGCUCAGUUCUGGCUCUCUACCUCCGGUUAAAGUGCUGUGAUGCUCCAUCAGGCGUCCCAAUGAGAGAAAAUAAUGGAAGAAUGCAAGAAUUAAAUUUGAACUAGAUUAAUUUGUAAUUAUUGACAAUUAUUAACUGAACUAGAAUUUUAACUUUAUGGAGAGAGAGGGGGGGGGGGGGGUAAGUUCAACCAACCUACUGUACCCUCCUCUGUGUGCCUGUGUGGACGCUUGACAGUGCAUCAUGUCUUUGACUCUAUGAACACUUACCAAAGGCAGUUUUCUAUCACAACACACUCUUCCUCAACAGUUUAAUGAAACCACAUGCCAGUAUGUGCCAAUUGAUGUCCUCAGUAUUGCAAGGAAACCUCAUAUAACCUCAAGAACAAAAAAGUCCAUCUGACUUCCUUUUGAGGCCUUAACCUUUUAUAAGAAGAUGUGGAGGCCUAUAUCUGCCAGAAAAAGAACAAAGAGCAGAAGGAAAAAACAGGAAAUAUGAGAUUAUUCUCUGACUGAAGUGAAUAUGUGUUUUAUAUAACACUUUACCUGAGAGGAGGGUUAGGGGUUUGAAACUGAAAUAUUGUUUAUAGAAUAAGAACAGACUCUGUUUCACUUGGUUCCUACCUCGGUUCUUCUUCUGUGGCUUAACAUUACAUUAAGGUUGAAACCACUUCAAUAUUUAAACUGUGGAGAACUGGGGUUUGUGACUCCAGACACAAACCAAGCCGAUAUUUUUUUUUUCUUUUUUCUUCAGGAAGCGGCUAUUGGCACGUUUUCCUCCGUGUCAAUAGUCCAUUUACGUUUUGUAUGGAAGUAUUACCCAUGCACAUCAGUAUUGAUCGUGCAAGACUAUGUGAUCGAAUCCAAAUUGUACCAAGAUGGAGGAAUAUUUUUAUUUGUAGGUGAUAUGCAAAUCCUCCCCAUGGUUUGGGUUAGCUUUAGCGACAUUAACCACUUGGUUAGGGUUAGGGAAAAGAUCAUGGUUUGGGUUAAAAUACAGUACAAAAAAAAAUAUAGUAAAAAUGUGCUGUUCAAUGGCAUUAAAAAGCCUAACAUGACAGUCUAAUUGAGAGAUGUGUUUAUAGUAUCAUGUCUCUGUUACGGAGCAGUUUACACCCGUUUAUUUUGGACUCCAUGGCUGGUCAGAGUUCACCAAAGUCAAAAUGUUAAGCAGAAAAACAGAUUACCUAAACCACUGAUCAUGCAAAAUUAGUUCAUUUCUAUAAAUUCACUCAGCAAAAAUGUUGGCAGGCUGAAUGAAACUUAUGAGUGUGAUAUCCUUAAUUUUCUGUUGAAAGACAAACCCAUUAUGUUCUGUGAGAAACAAAAAGUGUGACAUGAUGUUUGUCACAUUCAGUUGUAAUGGUAGAAAACAAAACUUGCCAAAGUGUUAAAACAGUGUUCCUUAAUGUUUAAUCUUGCUGAUUUUUUUUUUAAUUACAUCAUCGCUUAAACAUAUCAACACCAUCAAUUUUUGUAUUAUUGCCAAACUAAACUUUCAUAUUUCCUGUUUUGUAUGAAGUCCAUUUAAGCCUGUCUGCUUGCUUCUUCCUCACCAUGGCUCUCAGCCUACUAGCUGGUAGAAAGAAAGAAAGAAAGAAAGAAAGAAAG